Vigna radiata var. radiata (mung bean) is the source of this 323-nucleotide messenger RNA. RefSeq lists its product as uncharacterized. The transcript has 2 exons. Bases 1 to 258 code for a protein of 85 amino acids. The record is from RefSeq and is a predicted model, not a curated record. Lineage: Eukaryota; Viridiplantae; Streptophyta; Magnoliopsida; Fabales; Fabaceae.
AUGUGUCCUCUCAGGUUCAUCCUUGUCUUUUUCUCCGCCGCAUUGGCAGCUUAUUUUGCCUGGACCACCGUACGUUCCUCCUCAGAGAUUGACCUCACCACCCAAGACCAGAACAACAAAGCCUCCUCCAACAAGGAUAAUUUCAGUUUCAACAAGAUGAUUCAGAAUGGAUUCUGGGUAUUUGUUGACAUGGCCAGCGGGAGGUAUAUAUGGAGAAAUUUGAUAUCCAGGACAGAUGUUCAAGUAAAGAGCUCUUAGAUGUUGGAACUUCUCAAAUCUUGAUUGCUGAUGCAGAAACUUUUAAUUCAUUGUUUUAUUUUCAC